Physella acuta is the source of this 1526-nucleotide messenger RNA. RefSeq lists its product as uncharacterized. Gene Ontology annotation, molecular function: scavenger receptor activity. NCBI's taxonomy places the organism in Eukaryota, Metazoa, Mollusca, Gastropoda, Physidae. The record is from RefSeq and is a predicted model, not a curated record.
UAUUUAAUGCACAGUUUUUGUAUUUUAUUUUCCAGUAUUGUAGUUUAGCCUAAAAAGGCAAAGAAUAACAGGUGUGUGAAAAUAUAAAGUACGCGUGUUUCACUUUUCAAAAUCUUUGAACAAUGAGGAACGUCAUAUUAUAUCUGACAUUGUGCUCUUGUUUGUGGGUUUUUUCAACACAAGGUGUAAAAUGGUUUGGACCCAGUUCCCAAUACAUGUGUCACUGUGAGGAUGACCAGUGUGACGACAGUGGUCAAUGUGUCAACGGAUCCAAGUGUGCUCGUGGAUGGUUUGGUAUCAAGUGUCAGUAUGUUGACUUGGCCUCAGGUUUAUCUGACGUACUCACAGACGGCGAUGACAGCACGUGCACGUCGGACACGGAUAUUGCCAUUGUGGACUUGCGGGAAGAGUUCCCGUUUACCUGGCUCAGACUGACCGUCAUUGACCCAGACGCAUUGAGAAAUCUGAGAGUUUCUUUUCUUGACUUUCAAAAUCCCGGGGCACUAUCUGUGAUACAGUGUAGCGGUAUGAAACUAUCCUACAUCAACAGUAAAACACUUGACAUUCGCUGUGACCUGUCUGUCUUGGUACAACAGGUUGUUGUGUCAGGUGACGGUGUCAGGUCACUCUGUUCUCUUUACGUCAGUGGAGGUCGGAACGUAGCUCUUCGUCAAUCUACUAGUCAGUCAAGCACGUAUAAGGGGAACUGGCAUUCGAAUAAUUCCGUUGACGGUAUACCCAGAACGAUUUGUUCCCACACACGCGAUUCUUCCGAUUCAUCUCAGUACUGGAGUGUAACUGUUUCUCCGCCUCAAGCUGUCAACAGAUACAUGAUCUACAACAGAAAUGACACUAAAUACAAAGGGAUUUGUUGCCCAGAAAGGCUACAGAAAUUUAAGCUCCAGUCUUACUCGUCCAGUGGAGUGACUCUGUUUACAUACAAAGAACCGGGAACUGUUGAAACUAUUUACAACAUCAGCACCGCUACACUGCAAGAAAAUGUCGCUAAAGUACAGAUUAGUGAGUCAGUCGGACCAUAUCUGACACUGUGUGAGGUUGAAAUAUACGGAGAAUGUCCUGUUGGGACAUGGGGCCUAACAUGUGAGAACAACUGUAGCAGAAACUGCUACGAGACAUCUUGUCACAGAGAAACUGGUGAAUGUGACAACGGCUGUCAGGGAUUCGAGGAUCCACCGGAGUGUACAAAUGUUUGUUUGAAAGGGUUCUAUGGCCACAACUGUAAAAAGACCUGCUCACCUUUCUGUCUAGACCACGACUGUGAUCCCGUCACGGGUGACUGCACGACUUGCAAACCUGGCGACCCAAAUCAUGCAAGGCCUGGGCUUUGUCAAAAAAUGCCUUAACCACUGCGCCGAACAACUGUGCCACCCUGAGAAUGGACAAUGCAAGGAGAGUUGGACAAGUGAACAACGCCAAAAUCAGAACAUGGAAUAAUGUUGAUCAAAUGUAAUCGUUGGCUAACUAGUGCACGCAUGAUUAUAAUACAAUAAAACAGUGCUGAUGUG